Messenger RNA from Fimicolochytrium jonesii, 2211 nucleotides. RefSeq lists its product as uncharacterized. The transcript is spliced from 2 exons. Gene Ontology annotation, biological process: regulation of transcription by RNA polymerase II. NCBI's taxonomy places the organism in Eukaryota, Fungi, Chytridiomycota, Chytridiomycetes, Spizellomycetales, Powellomycetaceae. Bases 1 to 2211 code for a protein of 736 amino acids. Gene Ontology annotation, molecular function: DNA-binding transcription factor activity, RNA polymerase II-specific; RNA polymerase II cis-regulatory region sequence-specific DNA binding. Gene Ontology annotation, cellular component: nucleus. The record is from RefSeq and is a predicted model, not a curated record.
AUGACAGUUCCAAGGCAUAUUGCCUAUCAAUUCAUGUGGGCGCCAGUGUCCAAUGUCCAGGAGGUCCAGGGAGGUCUUCAAUGUCCAGUGGGCACAUACGAGGUACAGUAUGACCAUGUGAGAACGACGAGAUGCCCUUGGUGGUUAGGAGCACCUUCGUCCAACCCCCGGCAAGCAUUCCCGCAGCAACUGUUACCCGCGACAAGUAAGAAAACCGAACCAGCUUACCCUUCCGCUUCGGUAACUUUUUCACUUGCAUCCGUUCCCCGCUGGUUUUUUGGGACGUGUCCAGUCAUGGCAACCACGUCCACACCCAACAGGCACCGCAACCAUGCCGAAUAUUUUGGCACCAAACCUGCCCCACCCCUUUUCAUCGACCCGGAAACCGACGAGAGGCCUCCUUCAAUCGUUUUCACGCACAGCUUAAACUACGAAAAGCACAAAGAGUAUCUGGAUUCGUAUAGCCAAGGAAGGUUCAAGAGUACGGAGCGACAGGCUGUGGAAGCUGCUAUGAACAAAUACAUGGAGGACCAUGACAUCUCAAAAGACGACUUUUUUGCUAUACUGGCGCAAAAAAGGAACCACGGCAACAAAACUGCGGAGGGCGUGCCUGCGGAUCCCAAAGAUGCCACGCAUGGGAGCAAAAAGGUCAUGAGGGAGAUUCUGAAGACCUCACGACUCAAUCGCACGAUAUAUCAACUCGCUGUAUUCGUGAAGCGGACUCUUAUUGGCCAUGGUGACAGAGAAGUUGGUGAGAAGCGCGAGAGGCGGCCUUAUACACCGGAAGAAGAUCGAGAGCUUGUAGAGUUGGUUCAGAGGGGGGAGAAAUGGCGAGACAUCAAUAUCAAGCUGGGGCGUCCCAAUGCGCGCCGUAGGUACGAAGACAUUACCAAUGGCCGUAGAGCGGACGGUGCCCCGAGUUCAAUGGCGGGACAAAAGGCGGCGAAACCGAAAAAGAACAAUGCUCAGUGGACGUCCGAAGAGCAAAAGCGAUUAACCGACGCCAUGAAUGAUGUCAUGGAAAAGAAAGGAUAUACGAAUCACUCGCAAAUAACGGAAUGGGUGGAGAUUUCCAAAGUUGUCGGAAGCAGGGAUGAAAGAGCCUGCGCCGAUCAUUUUCUUCUUCGCAAACCAUGGUUCGUGCUAGGCAAAGAGCGAUGGACGGCAGCGGACGACCGCGAACUCCUUACUCGCAUACUGGCAAUUCAUGACAAAGCCGAACAUGAAGAUGAGAUCGAAUGGGCAGGGCUUCGGGGCGAGGACUGGUCCAAUUUACCCAUUACAUUUUUGCGAAACCGUUGGCGGAGAUGCCGCAAGAGGGUGAAAGAUUUCGACUAUAUGUCCUUCCUUGAAGGAGUUCGAUUGGCUCAUUCUCUCGUCGAGGAGAAAGCGAGCCGACAAGCGAAGGGGAUCAUAGACGAUACUCAUAUAGACGAGGUGGACAACAAUCCGGACAACCUGCCUCUCGAACCUGCAUCUGGGUUUGGACUGGGCCUAGACUUUUACGAUGAUGAUGGCAACACGCAAAGCAUUCCCGCCUCUGACGGUGUCGAUGCGGUGGAGGGAAAUAAGGAGGGAGGGGACGAUGAAGAUGAAGAGUGGGAGGAAGAGGAAGAGGAAGAGAUGAUGACCUUCACAUCACUCGUCCCAAAACCAUCCAUGCAGAACCAAACGGCCGCCAAGGAGGCUGCCAUGGCAUCCCUUGCCGCGAUGGAAUCCCUCGAGCGUGGUGCAGAUAUGACCUCCAUCGUUGGAGUAUCAGUUGACGAAUUGCCGGAGUCCACGGAUGCUCAAAUGACGAACUCGAUCCAAGCACAGAUUGCGGAAGGACUCGACGAUUUAACGGAAGCAAGAUCUGCGGACGUCAACGACCUUACGGGAAAGAUACCGUUUAAAACAAAGAAGUCCAAGAAGAAAACUAAGGUGACCGACCACGAAUCGAACCAGGCCACGGCGUCUCAAGCGCGCGAGGACGCUCCUUCCACUGCCCCGACCGCUGCAGUCACUUCGACGUCUUUCUCUCACAAACACUCACACAAACAAAAGAAGCGGAAGGCGAGCGUUUCGGAACAGACUGCUGGCGUCGAGACUGCCCGCGCCGACGCAAAUGGCGGUGAUGGUGCCACAAAGCCGAAGAAGAAGAAGAAGACUAAACACGCUGAGGGCCAGAACCUUGAUCCAAAGGAAGCACAGAAACCCAUCAGUUUUUGA